AUGCCCCCUCGCAAAUCCACAGCCUCAGCAACUCCCGCCGAAGGAGACGACUCGCUCCUACAGAAUUCAUCUCCCGCGCCGCAGCCCGACAAGCCUGUCUAUGCGACAGAGCAACAGUUGAAGGCUCGAGCCGAGGCGGGCGCCAGCAUCGAGGACUACCUCCUCCCUCGAUCAUUGACGCUUCGUCUCGCCAAGUCGGUCCUCCCUCCUAACACAACUGUCCAGAAGGAUGCGGUGCUAGCCAUGCAAAAGGCUGCUACUGUCUUUGUCUCAUACCUCUCUUCACAAGCCAAUGACGGAACAUUGAAGCGCACGAUCGCGCCGGCAGACGUAUUCAACGCACUUUCAGAGUUGGAGCUGGACUCAUUCCGCGGCCGACUCGAGCAGGAACUAGAAGCUUAUACUGAGAUCAAGGCUGGGAAGCGCAAGCCCAAGAAGACCGAUGAGAAUGGAUCCACGCAGGACGCGACAGGAACGACCGAAGACGGAGAUGUUGAGAUGGUCGAUAACCCCGCCAAGAAGGUGAAGCGAGAUGGAGAGGAUCAGCCUAGCGUUGAGGCUGGAGAAGAUGAUGGGGAGGAGACGCAGGAAGAUGAAGUUGAAGAUGAAGAGGAGGAGGAAGAGGAAGAUGGCGAGGAAGAGGAUGUUGAUCAUGGUCAUCGUGAAGAUGAUCUUGAAGUUGUGGAGGAUUUGGAUCGGGAGCCUGGUGCUCGGAAGGGGCCUUUUGAUCCUGAUGCUGAAGACACGGAUGAGGAUGAUGGGCCUGGUAGUCAGCUGAGGGAGAACCUUGGGUUGGGCUCUAGUUGA
This is a messenger RNA of Penicillium salamii, 807 nucleotides long. The record is from the annotation of a GenBank genome assembly. Lineage: Eukaryota; Fungi; Ascomycota; Eurotiomycetes; Eurotiales; Aspergillaceae.